Molecule: messenger RNA, 2988 nt
Organism: Oldenlandia corymbosa var. corymbosa
Lineage: Eukaryota; Viridiplantae; Streptophyta; Magnoliopsida; Gentianales; Rubiaceae
Source: the annotation of a GenBank genome assembly
AGAAAAUUUUGACCUUUAUUUCGGCAGCAAAAUCCACCGAUUCGCGAAACUCUUAAAUAUUGUACACAGAUUUUCCUCUAUGUUUGGCACUUUCUGCUGAAAAAAUGUGACAGCAGAAUUGGAUGACAGGCUACUCUGAUGUGAAAACAAUGUUUUGAAGUCUUUUUUGUUCAAAGUUCAAACCAAAAUCAAACAAGAGAAGGAACUCCAGAGUAGUAGACCAAUUAUCAUUCACAUAAGUUUUUUUUGGGUAUAUUACGGGUUAGGUGUCCAAAGUCAUUGCUCCGACUAAUCAGGAUUCGAGCUGAGCAGGUCCCUUUCAGGAAACACAGCUCUCCUAACAAGUAUUAUCAUUCACAUUAGUUAAUACUACCAGUCAACCUUAAAAGUUAGUACCUGUUGGCUGAGCUUGCCUCCUCAAAAGGAUUCAACAACAGGAUUAAUUUCAGUGUGCCCUCUGCACAGAUCUUGGCUGACGGAAUAGUUUCUUGAAGAAUAACUGGAAAAGGGGAAGAAAACCAGAAGGGUGUGAACCAUUCUUGUAACCAUGGAAGACGGUGGUGAUAUUUACACCAAGGAUGGCACAGUUGAUAUACAUAACAAUCCAGCUGAAGUGAAGAAGACUGGAAAUUGGAAAGCUUGUCGUUUCAUCCUCGGUAAGCUCUUUCUUUUACCUUGUGAAUCUUCUUUCAAUCAAUUAUGUUCAAUUUCAAUAGCUGAUCUUGAUAGUGGAUGAUUAACAGGAAAUGAAUGCUGUGAGAGGUUGGCGUACUACGGAAUCAAUACAAAUAUGGUGAAUUAUCUUCAUUUACAGCUGAAUCAAGGAUCAACAACUGCAGCAAACAACGUUACAAACUGGGCUGGAACCUGCUACAUCACUCCCUUGAUCGGUGCUUUCCUUGCUGAUUCCUAUGUAGGAAGAUACUGGACUAUUGCCGGUUUUUCCAUCAUCUAUGUCCUUGUAAGUUUUCUAUGAGUCUGUAUCUACAAAUCUUCUGACUGAUAAUCCAUAGGUUGAAGCCUUCUUUAUGGGACAAGAAAGCGAUUUUUCGAUGUGGUUGACUGUCAUUAAUGAAAUGUUACCAGGGAAGAAGAAGAAAAUGUUUAUUACUAAGAGCUUGAGGAUUCGAUUCUCCCGGGGCCAUCCAAUUUUUUUUAUUUUAAAAAGAAAAUGGUUAGGCCAUUCUGACUCUGUUUCUGGUUUCAGGGGAUGACACUACUGACACUCUCUGCUUCUGUGCACGGACUAAAACCAAGCUGCGUUAACAAUGUGUGUAAUCCAACUUCAACACAAACAGCAGUCACCUUUGCGGCUCUCUACAUCAUUGCCCUCGGAACAGGCGGAAUCAAGCCCUGCGUGUCAUCAUUCGGGGCCGAUCAGUUCGACGAGAAUGACGAAACAGAGAGGGAAAAAAAGAGUUCAUUCUUCAACUACUUUUAUCUUUCCAUCAAUAUCGGCGCGUUGGUCGCCGCCUCGGUUUUGGUGUGGAUACAGAUGAAUGUGGGCUGGGGAUGGGGAUUUGGGAUCCCUGCUGUUGCAAUGGCGGUCGCCGUCGUGUCUUUCUUUUCCGGCAGCAAGUUGUACAGGCUACAGAAACCCGGAGGGAGUCCCCUGACUAGGAUUAUGCAGGUUUUGGUUGCCUCGUUUCGGAAAUCUGAUGUGAAAGUACCUGAUGAUAAGUCUUUACUUCAUGAAACUGCUGAUAUGGAGUGUAACAUCGUUGGGAGUCGAAAACUUGAACACACCAAAAAAUUCAGGUUCCUGGAUAAGGCUGCAGUGGCGUCUGAAUCUGACAGUGUAAAGGGUUCUGUAGAUCCAUGGAGAUUAUGCACAGUGACUCAAGUCGAAGAACUCAAAUCCAUUAUCCGAAUACUCCCAAUUUGGGCAUCCGGCAUUGUUUUCUCCACAGUUUACAGCCAGAUGAGCACCAUGUUCGUCCUUCAAGGCAACACAAUGAACCAAAGCAUAGGCCCACACUUCAAGAUUCCAUCAGCCUCGCUAUCCCUCUUCGACACGCUCAGCGUGAUCUUCUGGGCUCCUGUUUAUGACAAACUCAUCAUCCCAUUUGCCAGAAAGUUCACAGGCCACGAGCGGGGUUUCACCCAGCUUCAGCGCAUGGGAAUUGGCCUCGUGAUCUCCAUAUUCUCCAUGGUUGUUGCCGGAAUCCUGGAAGUCGUUCGCCUGGAUUAUGUCCAGCGGAACAACUUGUACGACGAGUCCACGAUUCACAUGUCGAUCUUCUGGCAAGUCCCGCAGUAUUUCCUGAUUGGUUGUGCUGAAGUUUUCACCUUCAUCGGCCAGCUGGAAUUCUUCUACGAUCAGGCACCGGAUGCCAUGAGAAGUUUGUGCUCGGCGCUGUCUUUGACUACGGUUUCGUUGGGUAAUUAUUUGAGUACUCUGCUAGUUACGAUUGUGACCAAAAUCACGACGAAAAACGGGAAGCUGGGUUGGAUUCCGGAUAAUCUGAACAGAGGCCAUCUUGAUUACUUCUAUUGGCUACUGGCUAUACUCAGUUUGAUCAACUUUUUUGUGUACCUCUGGAUUGCAAACUGGUACACAUACAAGAAAGCUACUGGAAAACCACACUAAGUUGUAGUUUCUUACUCCUUAUGUCCCAAUAUUAUUGUUCAGUUUAGAUUUUUACUUUAAGUUUGUUUUGUACUAAAAAUAAAAAUUCAAACUGGAUAAUAAUUUCAGGACCGAGGGAAUAUUUUCUUUCGGUUAAUGAGUUCUGAAUUACUGUGUAGAAAAAAAGGUGUAUGUAAUGCUUUCACUCAAUGUCUAGAUGAGAACUGAAACAAUGUGUAAACGUGAAUGACGGAUGGGUGAGUAGGCUUAACAGUUUUCUGUCUCCUAUUUGUGCUAACACAACCCUUUUUAAGCUUGAAAAGGACGGCCUCAUCUGAUUGACUUGUUUGUGUCUGCCAAAAGUUAUAGCUUAAGAUUUAUGUAACGUGUUCAUCUCAAAGUCAAAAAGAAUAUCUCCG